Aphidius gifuensis is the source of this 1448-nucleotide messenger RNA. RefSeq names its product alpha-crystallin B chain-like. The transcript is spliced from 2 exons. Lineage: Eukaryota; Metazoa; Arthropoda; Insecta; Hymenoptera; Braconidae. Gene Ontology annotation, molecular function: protein folding chaperone. Gene Ontology annotation, biological process: response to heat; protein refolding. Bases 151 to 825 code for a protein of 224 amino acids. The record is from RefSeq and is a predicted model, not a curated record.
CAGACCGGCUAUCAGUCUGCCUAAAAACAACAAUCAAUCCACGUUUAUAUUUUGUUUAAAAAUAAAUAAAUAAAUAAAGUAAACAACACUGUGAAUAAAAAAACAGUUUAAUUGUCAAGUUAGUGUGUAAUUAAAAAAGCAAGAAUAAUAAUGGCUUUACUCAUACCAGAUCCAAGUAUCUUAUCUCACUUUGAUCUUGAUGAUGACGAUGAUUUUUUACGUGAUAUAUUUUCAAGGAGAAAAAUUCGCAGUCGUCUUGAUGCCAUUGCUCCAUUACGUAAGCGUCCUUAUUCACGAGCAUUAUCACACUCUCGUUUGUGGCCAGAACUUUUAUUGACAUCUGAUGUAUCAACACCAACUGUUAGACUUGACAAAAACAAAUUUCAAGUCAAUCUUGAUGUUCAUCAAUUCAAGCCAGAAGAGAUUGAAGUCAAGGUCAUUGACAAAUUCAUAACUGUUGAUGCUCAUCAUGAAGAACAACAGGAUGAACAUGGUUGGAUCUCACGUAAAUUUCAACGUAAAUAUUUAAUUCCUGAUGAUUGUGAUCCAGCUUUGAUUAAAUCAGCAUUGUCAUCUGAUGGUGUACUCACUCUGACUGCACCAAAAAAAGCUGAAUUAACAGAUGGAAAUGAAAGAAAAAUUCCAAUUGAAAUAACUGGUAAACCAGCUAUUCGUGAGACUGAAAAAUCAACAGAUGCAAGCUCCAGUGAGACUUCAGUUGAAACGUCAACAGGCAACAAAAAAUCAUCAUCUGUUAAAGUUGUUCGUGAUGAACAAGUUGGUCCCAAAGAUGUCAAACGUAGAAAGAAGGAUGUCGAAGCCUAAAUCAUCAACUUGAUUUAUCAUUUUUUUUUUUCUUUGAAUAUUUAUUUAAUCAUCAUUAUAAUUAUUAUUAUUUCAUAUAAAAAAUCAUUGAAUGAUUUGUUUUUUUUUUUUUCGCUAUUUAUCUAAACUCGAGUGUUAAUUUUAUUAUCAUCUCUUUUGUAUUUUUUCUAUUAAAACAUUAUUGUACCUCUAUUAAUCACAUAAAAAAAAAAAAAAAGAAUAAGGUUGUGAUGUAAAUAAAUUACAGCUAAAUAAAUAACUCAGGUCAAUAAUUAAAAUUAAAUUAAAUCUUGGUUGAUUUUUUUAUUUAUCUUUUUGCGUUUUUAAAAUGGAAUCAUUCUUCUUUUUUUUUGGUCUUAUGAUACUCUCAUUUGUUUUACAAAUUUAAUUUAAAUGGAUCUGCUACAAUGUUAUCCUGAUCUAUGGAAUCAAGUUGUAUUCCUGGAAUUAAAAAAAAUAAUGAUAAUAACAAUAGCACAACAGAGCCAUGCUGUCUACAACAUCAUCAAGUUUGUUCGUUGUCGACUGGUAUCGGCUGGUGUUUUUUUUUAUUAUUAAUUUGCAAAUAUGCUAUCAAAGAUUUCAACAUGUUGUGUUUUUAAUUGCAUAUACUAGCCAAUAAU